Molecule: messenger RNA, 1421 nt
Organism: Drosophila kikkawai
Lineage: Eukaryota; Metazoa; Arthropoda; Insecta; Diptera; Drosophilidae
Gene: MME1
Product: Mitochondrial Magnesium Exporter 1
Biological process (GO): mitochondrial transport; carnitine transmembrane transport
Cellular component (GO): mitochondrial envelope
Molecular function (GO): O-acyl-L-carnitine transmembrane transporter activity
Source: RefSeq, a predicted model, not a curated record
CUGACUUGUAUAAAUAAAAAGGAAAACCUAAAACUAUUAAACAAAAAAACAAAACUUAAAUCGUAACGAUAUUUCCCGUGUUUUUUUACCAUGUGCUUUUUUUCUAAGAAUAGUACUUAGACCGACAAAGUCAUUUUAUUACUAAACAACUUUUUUGACGUCAAAAUAGCUGAAUUGGCAGCCCUGCUCAGAUUGGCGCUGAAGAGACUGCAAUUUCGGUGGAAUCAAAUGAAAUACAAUUUAAAGCGAUAAGCCAAUUGAUCAUGGAAGUAGUAGCAGUACUCCCACAACCUGCGGAACACAGCAUUAACAUAGGUCAGCAACCGCUUAGAGAAGAGAUAACGAAGUGAUAGCAACAGCUGAAAUUUGGCGUUUUUCGUUCUUCACACGUGCCCGUUCGUUCCUAAGAGGCUUACGGAUUUACCAGAUUGUUUACGUAAAUAGAAGUAAUCACGCGAUGACGACCGUGGAGAUCCAAUCUACGGACCGAAAGGCCAAUCCCGUCAAGUCCUUCAUUGCCGGCGGCUUUGGCGGCAUGUGCAACGUGGUCGUCGGUCAUCCCCUGGACACAAUUAAGGUUCGCCUGCAGACCAUGCCCAUGCCAUUGCCAGGACAGCCACCCCGAUACAAGGGCGUUGCGGACUGCGCCGUAAGGAUAUUCCGGCAGGAGGGAUUCCGAGGUUUCUAUAGGGGAAUUUCCGCUCCUCUGGUUGGCGUAACGCCCAUCUACGCAGUGGACUUUGCCGUGUACGCGGCGGGCAAACGAUUAUUUCAAACGGACGAACACAUUAGGCUCACCUACCCGCAAAUCUUUGCUGCCGGAGCCCUAGCCGGAGUCUGCUCCGCACUCGUGACAGUGCCCACCGAUCGGAUCAAGGUGUUGCUUCAAACACAAACCGUGUCCAGUGGUCCAUUGCUGUACAAUGGCACCAUGGAUACGGCGAUAAAGCUGUAUAGGCAGGGCGGGAUUAGGAGUCUAUUCAAGGGUACCUGUGCCUGCAUUCUGAGAGAUUCCCCCACCGGCUUCUACUUUGUGACCUACGAGUUCCUGCAGAACUUGGCCAGGCAAAAGUCCAAAACAGGACAGAUUAGCACCACAUCAACGAUUUUAUCCGGCGGAACGGCUGGCAUUGUGUUUUGGACUUUGGCCGUGCCCUUUGAUGUACUUAAAAGCCGCCUCCAGUCGGCACCCGAGGGCACUUAUAAGCACGGCAUUCGAAGCGUUUUCCGAGACCUGAUGGCCACCGAGGGGCCGAGAGCUCUAUUCAGAGGCAUUCUCCCGAUACUAUUACGUGCCUUUCCCUCGACAGCCGCUGUUUUCUUUGGCGUGGAGCUGGCGAAUGAUUUGUUGAAUUAGGUUACAUGUUUUGUAUUUAAGAGAGAGGCUGUAGUUAGUUGAUUAAAUUUUGUUAUCAGAGUGA